This is a messenger RNA of Fibroporia radiculosa, 1047 nucleotides long. RefSeq lists its product as uncharacterized. The record is from RefSeq and is a predicted model, not a curated record. Lineage: Eukaryota; Fungi; Basidiomycota; Agaricomycetes; Polyporales; Fibroporiaceae. Bases 1 to 1047 code for a protein of 348 amino acids. The transcript has 4 exons.
AUGCCCACCAAUAGCAGCGCGCCGGUCGCUGCCGAGAAUGAGCGCUACAUCUGGUUCACCAAUUCAAAAACUUCCACAGGCAUGCAUGAUCUGCCACAUAAUGUCCAUAUUCAGAGUCAUGUGCAGAAGCGGAAUCUCAACAUGGCAAUUAUUGACUCAGACGCGAGAUACGAGGAUCCUAGCAUAGCUACUCUUCCUUCCUUCGACAAGAACGCGUGGUACUAUCCCUCUCAUGGGGAUGCUAACGACGACGUUCGGUUCACUUCUGUUAUGGGCAAUUGGGGACGUAAGAGCAUACAUGAUGCGAGGUGGAUUCGCAAAGGCAAGCUUGCGGCAUGGGGUCCUGGACUGGAAGAUUGGGAGAUUGAGGAGCGUGCAAGAAAACGUAUCAGACUAUUGGUGUCUCAAGAGCCCGAACACUCCCCGCCUGCUACAAUACCCUACUUACGGUCUCCUUCGCCUCCUCUUAUGGCCCCGUACCCCACUCCGAGCGCACAACACCUUUCCUACACAUCCUUUGUCAUGGACAAGGCAGUGACGAGCUCCUUUCGGUCACGGUUGCUCGACGAAUUGGAGAGCGCCACAAACAAUCUUAUUGAGGGUGAAGCUUCCAUGCGGCGGGCGCUAGGCAGGCUUUGGCAAGCAAUGAGCGAGGACCCGGAACAGACACCGGGCGAGGCUCCAGUAGUCCCGAAGCGCGAGGACGAGGGCGAUGAGGAAGAGGAAAGAGAGCGGCGAUUGGCGCACAUACCGGACUUGACCCCAGUCGUCCACAAACUAUUUCUCUCGAUACCAGACUCAACAACGCCAACGUACGACGAUGGGCACAUGGCACAUCCUGACAUUCAACUGGAGAAUCUUGAGAAAUCGCUUGCAACUCUACGCGAGCUUCAGGACGAUGGGCGCGAGUAUGUUGAGCGACUGGAGGAGAUUAGGGAUGGAUUGGGCAAUGUCCGUACACAACGGAAUGGGGUGUGGGACUUAGUGCGCAAAAAAGCGAUUAAGGAGCUACAGGGUGUAGCCUCGAACUGUGCUUCUGCGUUAUAA